Achroia grisella is the source of this 1599-nucleotide messenger RNA. Its product is annotated as regucalcin-like. Gene Ontology annotation, molecular function: gluconolactonase activity; calcium ion binding. The coding region runs from base 1 to 1599 and encodes 532 amino acids. Lineage: Eukaryota; Metazoa; Arthropoda; Insecta; Lepidoptera; Pyralidae. The transcript has 8 exons. Gene Ontology annotation, biological process: L-ascorbic acid biosynthetic process. The record is from RefSeq and is a predicted model, not a curated record.
AUGACUGUGUGGAUUGGGCUGUGCUGGCAUGGCGGCGAGUUCGGUGUUUUGUAUAUACCUACUUAUAAAGAAAAUAUUUUUGUAGGUACAAAAGGCUACCAAACACACGAUGACGUACUUUCUGAUAAAGCUACACUAUAUAGCAUUGACCAGAACAAUUUUAGAAAUCCAGUAGUUCAGCUUCGGCCGGUUUCAAUAUCCAAUGGAUUAGUUUGGGCGCUCAAUAACUCAGUGAUGUACUACAUCGACUCGCUCACUAUGAAAGUGGAGGCGUUUGACUUCGACGUUCAGCAAGGAGAUAUAAGUGGACGACGAACGAUUAUAGAUAUAUCGGACUAUGGAUAUGAAGACGCAAUACCGGAUGGUAUGACCAUCGAUGACCAAGGUCACUUAUGGGUGGCGCUUAUGUUUGGUGGCACAGUACUACAUGUAGACCCAGAUACCAAGGAAAUAAUCUACAGCUACAAAUUACCAACCUCAAGAGUAACUUCUGUCGCUUGGGGCGGGCCCAAUUUAGAUGAGCUCUUCAUCACAACAGGUCAAGACAAAGUAGAAUUAAAUGCAGAGCCAUUACAGGGAGCCAUAUUUACAAUCAGAGGGACAGGCAGACGUGGCGUUCCACCUAACUACUUCCGUUUUGAUAAUAAACAGUUUAAGGAUAUCAGCUACAACGUGUUUGCAUAUACCAACCUAACGUUCACACACGCUGAAAGUCCCGUGUGGGACUCGGAGACAAACAAACUCUACUGGGUGGACGUGCUCAAUCAAAAUGUGCACGAAUUGGACUAUUUUACAUGGCGUCACAACUACAAACAUAUUGGUUAUGGUGAAGUAAAUGUGGUGGUGCCAGUAAUGAAUAGUAAUCGGCUUUUAGUCGGCGUCCGGGCGGAACUGUAUCUGUUAGAUUGGAGUAAAAGCGGUGAUGCUGCGAUCAGACUACUCGCGGCCCUGGACCAAGGCAAACCGGACAAUGUCGUCAACGAGGGGAAAGCGGAUCCUAUGGGAAGGUUUUGGGGCGGUACCAAAGGACCGCAACGGGGUGAUAAAGUAGCUCAUGACGAAGCGGCUUUGUACAGCUUAGAAGGUCCGUGGUACUCCGCCAGAGUGAAAUUAAAGCCGGUCAGCAUCUCCAACGGACUGGUUUGGUCCCUUAACGACACCAUUAUGUAUUACAUUGACUCCACGACCAGAAAAAUUGAGGCAUUUGACUUUGAAGUUAGAACUGGACAUAUAAGUAACCGCCGCACGAUCUUAAACAUAAGAGAUUAUGGAUAUGAUAAAGCCAUCCCCGACGGUAUGACGAUCGAUGCUGACGGCCUAUUGUGGGUCGCCCUCAUGUUUGAUGGAUCGAUUAUCCGUAUCGACCCAGACUCAAGGACUAUAGUAGAGAAGUACAAACUGCCGGUGUCUCGGACGACGUCGGUGACGUGGGCGGGCCCGCAACUGGACCACUUGAUCGUGACCACGUCCAGACGCAACAUUACACCUGACGAACUGGCCCGGGAACCGCUAUCAGGCGCUAUAUUUAUAUUACAACAAACUGGUACACGCGGAGUACCCGCGUAUAAGUUCGUUUUUGAAAAUGCUGAUCUGUACUAA